AUGAGCAACUCUGUCCGAGGUGCCAUUUACUCCAACGUCCCGGUCUGGGAAAUCCGCGCAAAGAACAUACCCGUCAUGCGCCGCCAGGCCGAUGGCUACAUCAACGCCACACAGAUCCUCCGAGCCGCCGGCUUGACCAAACCCCAGCGCACUCGCAUCCUGGAGCGAGACGUCGUCGGGGGCACCCACGAAAAGGUCCAGGGCGGCUACCACGGCUUCCAAGGAACAUGGAUCCCGCUUGAGCGUGCAAAGUCCCUCGCCAACGAAUACGCACUCUACACCGAACUGGAACCGCUCCUGAGCUACGACGCCGCGCCCCUGGCCAUCGACCCAGAAUCUGAGGCCAAGCGCCGCAAAAAGCUCCUGUCCACCCCAUCCUCGCCGCUGCAGUCGCUGUCGCCCGGUCCCAUGGAGGCCGGCGGUCCAUCGCUUCUCGACUCCCCCACAAGCAGCCGCCGAUCCGCCCGAGCCGCUGCCUACGCCAGCCGCGGCUUCGCCCGCAGCCAAAACCAAGAGAACAUUCCCCCACUGGACUCGAGCAGCACCGACGAUGAACCCAGCCUCCGAUCCCAUAGCCACUCGGGCCUCUUUGUGUCGUCUUCAGGACAGUCUCUGCGUCUGGGCGGCCGAGACGUCGACCAUGUCUCAGCCAUAAUCAGUGUCACUCCUGCCACGCCCACAGAGCUGUCAGAGUCGGAAACAACAGAUGGCCCCGUGCACCCGGCCAAGGUCAAGAGAUUCUGCAGCAUCUGUCACACUACCGACACGCCACAGUGGAGACGGAGCCCGGUUGACGGAAGCACCCUUUGCAAUGCAUGCGGUGUUCGUCCAUACGGAAGCCGCGUGAGAGCCGCCAACAGCCGCCGAUCCGACUCCAGCGAUGUCAGCAGCCACGAGGUCGAGUCCGCUUCGCCGAGCCGUCAUUCGCGCUACCAGAGCGCCAAUUCGACCAGCUCAGUCCCUGGCACCGCGGGUCCAGCCCCUCCAACCGACCCAUACCAACUCGAGCGCGAGAUUCUGCAGCUCAGACAGUCCGUCACCAGCAGCGAGCGCGAUCGCAAGAAGAUGGUCCGCGUCCUGAACCAGAUCCGGGAGCAGGACCGUGCCCGCGAUGCCAGCUUUCGCCGCAUCAUCUCAAAAUGCAAGGCCUACAAGAUCCACAAGAGACGCGAGACCAAGAUGGCCGAGUUCGCUGCUCUCUAUGGCAACGAGGACUGCAACAUGUCCGACGACGACGACGACUCGAUGAUGACCGACCACGACGACCAGAGCGACGAUCUUGAGGAGGUCGACAACCAUGCCACCCAAAGCCAGCUCCAGAACUCUUUCUUGGAUGCCGUCUCCAAGUUCAAGAGGAGGCGCGAACUCGAGCUCAAGUCGCUCAUUGUCCCGUCCUACGACGAAGACAGCCCAGUGCCGACCGGAGUCCCGAUGCACGACCGGCCCGUCGAUGCCACCAAUGUCGGUCGCCCAGGCACCAUGAUGUGAUAUCGUGGCCUGGCUGGUCCCAGCUGUGCUGCGAACAGUGCCCGUCUGCCGUCCACAAGGGCUUGCGAUCCUCCAUGAAGGCCUCUACCGCCGCAGCCAUUCAAUUCUCGAGACCGACUCGAUGCACUUGCCAACGGCAGCGCACUGGCGGCGUCUGCUUCGCCGUGCUUGCUUCGCUGCCCUGGCCCACUUGCCGAUCCCCAUAUCGGACCACCUUAUUUAUGAUCCUGCACUCCCUCUUCUCACUUUGGAUUCCCAUUGUCACUCUAUUCUGCAGCGCUGUUUCACUUCUCCUGUAUAGUGCCGUUUCCGUCCCUGUUCGUUCCGACCGUUUUGUCUGUCUUGUUCGGUGUCUCCAUUCCUUCGAUUCCAUUCCAUUGAUACUCUCCAGUCAACCUGCAAAGUCACCACACCCAUCCCUUUUUGUUUUGUUUUGUUUUGUUU
Messenger RNA from Polychytrium aggregatum, 1932 nucleotides. RefSeq lists its product as uncharacterized. Bases 1 to 1488 code for a protein of 495 amino acids. NCBI's taxonomy places the organism in Eukaryota, Fungi, Chytridiomycota, Chytridiomycetes, Polychytriales. The transcript is spliced from 2 exons. Gene Ontology annotation, molecular function: sequence-specific DNA binding; zinc ion binding; transcription regulator activity. The record is from RefSeq and is a predicted model, not a curated record. Gene Ontology annotation, cellular component: MBF transcription complex; SBF transcription complex.